Phycodurus eques (leafy seadragon) is the source of this 6873-nucleotide messenger RNA. RefSeq names its product WAS protein family homolog 1 (gene wash1). The transcript is spliced from 12 exons. Gene Ontology annotation, biological process: endocytic recycling; retrograde transport, endosome to Golgi; exocytosis. The coding region runs from base 3410 to 4810 and encodes 466 amino acids. Lineage: Eukaryota; Metazoa; Chordata; Actinopteri; Syngnathiformes; Syngnathidae. Gene Ontology annotation, molecular function: gamma-tubulin binding; alpha-tubulin binding. Gene Ontology annotation, cellular component: early endosome; recycling endosome; WASH complex. The record is from RefSeq and is a predicted model, not a curated record.
GUCUUGCCAUUCUCCUCUACCACUAAUUUGCAGUUAGUAACCUCCUUCAGAUUACACUGUCUGCGCACGAUGUAAUCCACCUGCGUGGUUCUACCUUUGCUCUUUCAGGUCACCCUACAUUCCUGCCUCUUCUGGAAGAAAGUGUUCACUACAGUCAUUUCUAUCCUUUUUGCAAAGUCUACUACAUCUGUGCCUCCACGUUCCUCCUGGAUGCCAAACAUACCUAUAACUUCUUCCUCACCCCUGUCUCCUUCGCCAACAAGUCCAUUGCAAUCUGCACCAAUCAGGACUCUCUCUCUCUGUCUGGGAUGUUCAGAACGACAUCUCGCUCCUCCCAGAAUUUCUCUUUCACCACUAGGUCACAUCCUACCUGUGGGGCAUAACGACUAAUUACAUUAAACAUAACACCCUGAAUUUCAAGUUUUAGCAGCAUCAAUCGAUCUGACACUCUUGUCAACUCCAGGACAUUCUUAACUAAUUCUUCUUUUAAAAUAACCACUACUCAAUUCCUCUUCCCAUCUACACAAUGGUAAAACAAUUUGAAACCUGCCCCUGCUCUCUUGGACACACAAUAUAUCUAACUUUGUCUUUAUCAUGGCGGCACGGUAGACGACUGCUUAGAGCGUCUGUCUCACAGUUCUGAGGACCGGGGUUCAAUCCCCGGCCCCGCCUGUGUGGAGUUUAUAUGUUCUCCCCGUGCCUGUGUGGGUUUUCUCCGGGCACUCCGGUUUCCUCCCACAUCCCAAAAACAUGCAUGGUAGGUUAAUUGAAGACUCUAAAUUGCCCGUAGGUGUGAAUGUGAGUGUGAAUGGUUGUUUGUUUGUAUGUGUCCUGCGAUUGGCUGGCAACCAGUUCAGGGUGUACCCCGCCUCCUGCCCGUUGAAAGCUGGGAUAGGCUCCAGCACUCCCGCGACCCUUGUGAGGAUAAGCAGCUCAGAAAAUGGAUGGAUGGAUGGAUGGAUGUCUUUAUCAUCAUGUCAACCAAUUCCCUAGCUUUUCCUGUCAUAGUCCCAACAUUCAAAGUCCACAUUUUCAGUUGUAGGCACUGUGCUUUCCUUUUCUCUUUCUGCCUGAGAACCCGCUUUCCACCUCUCCUUCGUCUUCAACCCACAGUCGCUGAAUUUCCAUCGGCACCUUGCAGGUUACCGGCGUCCUGUAUGUUAACGGCACCAGUGACGUACGUUGUUAACCCGAGCCACGAUCGAUCCGGUCAUAUUUUGUUGGCAAAGUUUUAAACCAGAUGCGCUUCCUGACGCAACCCUCUGCAUUUAUCCGGGCUUGGGACCGGCCUACUGUUUGCAUUGGCUUGUCCCCCUCAUAGGGCUGCAUUCGUCACACACAGACGCACACUUGAAUUACACAUACAUGCAUUACAUAAACACACACACGCACACACACACACACACACAAGCAUGCAUCACAAAUACACUCACAUGCAUCCACUACACACGCACGUCUAAAUUGCAAACACAUGCAAUACACAGACACGCACAUCCAUUCAGCAAACACACAAACACACACGUACUGUACGUGUAUUUCACACUAGUAUGCAUGCAUUAAACACACGCACACACAUUCACUCCACGCACAUGCAUGCAUGCAUUACACACGUCUUUGUCCAUAUUGCACGCACGUACACACACACACACACACACACACACUCAUUGAAUACACAAAAAUGCAUGUAUGCAUUACAAACAUACGUAUGUUUUUACAAAGUUACACACAUGUAAGCAUGCAUUACACACACGUAUGUACACGCAAAUGCAUUACACACAGCACAGAUAUAAGGCAUUACAAACACACACACACGAAUGCUUUACACCCAUACAUACAUUAAACAUGCAUGCAUCACACACGCGCGGGCACGCGCGCACGCAUGAACACACACGCAUCACAACACACGUGUGCAGGCCCACAGCUGUUUGUUACGUAAUGAUAAUCCAGUUUUCGUUUUAAAAUAAUCCACCUCUCUCUCUCUUUUUUGUUCUCUCUCUCUUUCUCUCUCUCUCUCUCUGUCAAAAACAAUAAAAUCGUAUUUUCUUUAACUGAGCAGCUGUCAAUGUGCUUGCAAGAAAAUAAUGCUAACCUUUUUGGUGCAAUUAAAAAUUCUGACGAAAAUGAGGGAAAAUCAUGCUGGGAUGCGGCGCAAUAGAUUCAGCAAUAGAGCGCAAUAGUAGUGUAUGUUACUUAUAGUAUUUUGCCAAUGCAUUUCUGAACUAUUUUCGCUGUCUACUCACUCGGAGGUCUUGGCGAGGGCCAAUGACCGACACAGAGUGGUCGGGGUCAUCGGAACCAAGGAGCGACACCCGCUGCAACUCCCGCCGUUAUCCGGCUCGCUCUCGAUCGGCGAAUCCGGAGUCGGCUCGGCCGGAACCAGCUGCAUGUCUCCCGGGUCCAAAGGUUCCGUGGGAGGGGGCUGGACCACCGCGGCCCCGUCGACUUGUUGUGCCGGUGCGGCCGCCUCCUCAGGCGCGGGGCUCGCCGCGGAGUUUGCCGCGGAGCUCUUGGUCUGCGGGUCCUGAGCGAGGUGGAGGUGAUGGAGGAAGCCUACGUCGGGGUGAAGCUGAUGGUGGUGAUGAUGGAGGAGGUGGUGCGGGUACGCAGUGUAGGGAUGCUGAUGCUGCUGCACGCGGACAUCUCGCAGGUGCCUGUUCUCCCCGAUGAGCUCAUCCACUCGCCGGUCCAGCUCCUCGAUGCGGGAGCGCUGCGUCUGGAUGAGACUUUGCUGGUUCUGCACGAUGGUGGUGAGCUCCCGCAGGUACAAGAUCGCCUGCACCGGGUUUUCCAGCAGGCUGGAGCUCAUUCUACAGCCAAGGCUUGGACAAUGGCCAGGAAGAGAGAGGCAAAAGGACGCGGAAGAGAGGAAGAUGAUAUGGACGAGAUCUCCUUGGGGUUGUUGUUGUUAUUUUGUCUUCUUUCAGAAGGAUGCAGCGAUAGUCCUCGCCUGCACUUGUGCUCCCUCCCUCCUGUCUCCCUCUCUGAUUGCGCUGAGAAGUGCUGAAGAGAGGAACUAGAUCCAGCUGUGACGGGAGGGAGGGGGGAAGACAAGGAGGAGGAGGCGCGGGGAGCCACUGGUGCGCCAUUACGCACAGCCACGAUCAAACUUCCGGGCAAAGACGCACCCUACAGGCGGUUCGACAUCAAAGCAGCACAUGAAGGGGUCAGGUUGUGGGGUCAGCAGCUUAAGCAGGGAAGCCCAGACUUCCCUCUCCCCAGCCACUAUUCCGAGGGGAUCCCGAGGUGUUUCCAGGCCAGCCGGGGGACAUAGUCUCUCCAGCGUGUCCUGACUCGUCCCGGUGCGACGUUCAACAAACGCCUCACCAGGGAGGCGUCCAGGGCAUGCUAAUCAGAUGCCCGAGCCACCUCAUCUGGCUCCUCUCGAUGUGGAGGAGCGGGGGCCAUAGGGAUGACCCAGAAGCACUGCCUGGAGGGUCAGGUGUACUCUGUGCCUCUCAUACAGCCGGACCUGAGGAGAGAGGAGGCCAUUCACCAGAUAGCAGAUGCAUUGUUCUUCCUGGAGACCAUCUCUACAGAUAUUUUCAGGAGAGUUUCUGAGAGUGUGGAGAAAAAUCGCCACCACCUGUUGAGUGUCACUGACCGGAUCCGACUGGUUCAGGCUCGCGUUGACAGGAUCAAAGGCAGUAAAAAAGCCACCAAGGUUUUCUCCAGUGCUAAGUAUCCAGCCCCAGACCGACUCCAGGACUACUUGUCUCUCUUCACCGGAGCCGCCGACCCCUCGACACAAGCCCGGCCUCGACAUAGGAUACAGAACAAACUUCGCCCCUUCUGUGAGAAGACUUUACAGGAGAAGCUGGUCUACUUCCCGGUGUGCGUAGGCAACAAGAAAAAAUCAGAGGAUGAGACGGAAGAAGGGCUGGGUAGCCUGCCUCGCAACAUCUCCUCUGUCAGCUCGCUGUUGCUCUUCAACACCACUGAGAACCUCUACAAGAAGUACGUGUUCCUUGAUCCUCUGGCGGGAGCUGUGACCAAGACACACACAACCAUCGAGACGGAAAAAGAGCAGAAACCUUUUGAUGCUCCAUUGUCCAUCACAAAGAGAGAACAGCUCGAGAGACUGACUGCAGAGAACUAUUUCUACGUACCAGACUUGGGUCAGGUUCCUGAGAUCGAUGUGCCGUCAUACCUGCCGGACCUGCCGGGUAUCGCCGAUGACUUGUCCUACAGUGCCGACCUAGGCCCCGGCUUCGCCCCAUCGGGAACCACGCACAGCAUUCCAGAGCUUCCGACCUUCUCUGAGGAGAGCACUGGAGGUGAGCUCCACCCUAGUGUUCUUCCUCCUCCUCCGCCGCCGCCACCACCACCACCUCCACCACCACCUCCUCCUCCCGCAACUACAACUCCAGCAGGACCGCCUCCUCCGCCACCGCUUCCAGCAGAAACCACCUCAGAUGGCGUCAGAGUUCCCAGCUCAGGCACAGUGUCUGGUGCCCCCAGUGAGGUGGUCCAGCCCUCAGACGGUCGAGCCAGCCUCCUAGAGUCCAUCCGCAAUGCUGGCGGGAUCGGCAACGCCAAGUUGCGCAAUGUCAAGGAGCGCAAGAUGGAGAAGAAGAAACAGAAGGAGCAGGAGCAAGUCGGAGCAGCGUCCAAUGGCGGCGACUUCAUGUCCGAUCUCUUCAACAAGCUCGCCAUGCGCAGGAAAGGUAUUUCUGGCAAGGUUCCCGCUGGUGGGGAUUCAACCGAACCUCCUGCCGGUGCCGGAGGAGCGUUCGCGAGAAUGUCCGAUGUCAUCCCCCCACUUCCCGCCCCGCACACGACCACGACAGACGACGACGACUGGGAGGUCUGAAGAGACUGUAAAGAUUUAAUGCACUGAUAAUUAAGGUUGGAAAACCUCUGGAAAGUUUUCAGUAAAUUUCCAUGGGAGGUUAGGCUGGGGAAUUUUGGAAAGGUAUUAUAUUCAAGCAUACAUAUUAACAUUUUCUUUUGUCAUAAGCAGACAUCCAUCCUAAAAUAAUACAAUUAAAAAACGUGACAUUUCAGCAAAUUUCUAAGUAGAACAUUUAUCAAUUAUUAGAUAUUUUAUCGAACAAUCACAUCUUUCAUUGUAGAACAAAUGUUUGUAUCACUUAUCCCCCAAAUCGUAUAGCCCUUAAUCACAAGAGUCUCAAAGAGCAUCUCAGGCCCACUGUUGGCAAAGAUUGGUGACAUCUCCUAAUCCAAACCCGCUAAUCAGGCAAGGAAUAACUCAAAACCCCAUUUUGGUGGAACGAAAGAAACCUUGAGAAGGGACCGCAGAUUGGGGGGGGGGUCAAGUGGGCAACAUUUAAAAUGUUAAAUGAAAAGAUCCCCUUUGCAUGUAUCGUGGGAAUGCUAUGUGCAUUUGACUGCAUUUUACGCAUAGUUUUUCUUUUCAAACCAAUGUUUGCAUUAUGUAACAAUGCACUUUAAAUAUUUAAUGUGGCAAAUGAAAGCCAUGCAGCAUUGUAGCCACUUCAAUAAUUCAGUUGGACAUGCAGCAUUUAGAAAUGUUCCAAGGAUGUUGCAGACUCAGUAAAUAUAAAAAAGCCUUUGCACCCCUGUUCAAAUGCUAAGUUUUUGUGAUGUAUAAAAUGAGAACAAGAUAAAUCAUUGAAAACCCUUUUCCACCACUAAUGACCUAUAACCUGUAAAACCCCCCAAAAUUUAAAAGGUUUUAGGGAAAUAAAAAUAAAGAGCUGAGAUAAUGUGGUUAAACAAGUGUGUGUUUUAUAACUGGAGAUGUUCAGACCAGAACAAUCACAUUCAUUCAACUUCAUGUUAAAUCCACAUGCCACCAUUUAAAGUGCCUCCGAUGAAUCGCAACUACAUUUAAGCUGUGCUAGUAGGCUUUUCCUGACAUUUUUGAAAACGCAUCUUACAUCACAUGCCAUAGUCCGCAGAGAGCGUCCACAGCAUCAGAAGAAUCUUAUUAUUCAAACAUAUCAGUCAGAAGAAGGGUAGAAAAUAAUUUCUAAGGCAUCAAAUAUACCAUGAAACACAGUGAAGACAGUAAUAAUCAAAUUAAGAAAAAGUGGCACAGCAGUGUCAUUAGCAUAAAGUGGAUGUCCUCCAAAAUAGAUGAAGAUGAGAAGAAAAUUGGUGAGGAACAUUGAAGGAGCUACAGGAAUUUAUGGCAAGUACUUGGUGUGAAGGACAUGCAACAACAAUCUCCUGUUUUCUUUGGAUGAGUGUGUCCCAGGUGUCCUAGAAAUUUUGUCAACAUAGUAGAUGCCAAUAUUACUAAAGCACGGAUGCGCUCAGGCUAUAGCAGAACACAACCACAUUGACGUGUCCAACACAAGAUCUUAUAUCUGAUGGCUGGAAGAGAGAACCUUACUGCAGAAGCCCCGUAUUCACUGUACAAUUGCAGCAACCAGGAUCCAGCAGUUCAAGUAAAAAAACUAGUCGAGCUUUUGCUUCUUCUCCACAAAGAACUGAAAAAGAAGAACAGUGAAAACAAGUUGAUCUUGAGCAUCUAAAUAAAUUGUGUUCUCUGUCAAUUGACUGUCUGUUGUCGUACGAGAGCGGCUCCAACUACCGGAGACAAAUUCAAAUUCCUUGUGUCUUUUUUGGACAUACUUGGCAAAUAAAUAUGAUUCUGAUUCACCUUAAGUUACAAGUUAAAUUUGUCCCGUAACGCAAUUUAAUCAUCUAUCAAAUUCAUUUUUCCCACUGAAAUGAAUCAAAAUGCCUUUAAUUCGCUCCAGCCCCGCAUAACACUUUUCAUGAAGGAAAAUAGCAUUGUAAAAAUGUUUUAAGGGUUGUGGCCUUGUGAGUCACUACAGGAGCUGGCGUCUGCUCGACUGCGUGUGAGGAUCUGGCCGUGAGUGCAGCAUCUUAUUUUGUAUACUGUGCUUGUCCCGUUCUAUAAACGGGUGAAAUAGCAUCGGC